Molecule: messenger RNA, 444 nt
Organism: Cladocopium goreaui
Lineage: Eukaryota; Dinophyceae; Suessiales; Symbiodiniaceae
Source: the annotation of a GenBank genome assembly
AUGGGCAUUUGCUUGGGGGUUGCUAUGGAACAUCCGGAUGAUGAACAUGCCCAGAUGCGAGCGGCGGUGUUUGUGAACAUGGUGCUCAUACGGCAGGCAAUGCAUGGUUGUAAGACCAUCAUGCCCGAGAACAAGCUUCGGGACCUUCAAGCAGCGAAUUUCAUCUUCCAUAUAUCCCUGAACUGGAUGGCAUCAUACUCCAUACAGAGACGUGAGCUGCUGUGGAAAAUCCGUCCAAAGCUACAUCAGCUUGACCAUGUGGUCAUGGACCAAGCACAAAGAUGCAACCCUUUAUGGGUUGCGUGCUACGCAGACGAAGAUUAUGUAGGAAAAAUUAAAAAAAUGGCAGCUCUUGCAGUGCCAACUGGACUUGAAAUGCAAGUUUUGCAGAGAUACUGCGCCUUUGUUUGCACAAGGUGGCGUCGCCAAGUGCUUACCAAUUAA